This is a messenger RNA of Fusarium pseudograminearum CS3096, 1836 nucleotides long. RefSeq lists its product as uncharacterized. The record is from RefSeq and is a predicted model, not a curated record. Bases 1 to 1836 code for a protein of 611 amino acids. The transcript is spliced from 2 exons. Lineage: Eukaryota; Fungi; Ascomycota; Sordariomycetes; Hypocreales; Nectriaceae.
AUGGCUAAUGCCAUUUCAAAAGACUUGUCAGCACCAGAGCGAUACAAAUACACGCCGUUUGAGGACUGCUACUCGGUUCGCAUUUUAACAUUGGAGCCUGGCGUUGGUGAUGAGCCAUUAGUCGGCCAUCUGGGCUCCGAGGGCCUUGAUCUGAAUCCGCAGUAUGAAGCCAUCUCCUACUGCUGGGGUACAGGUGGUCGUUCAUCAGAGAUCAUAUGUGAUGGAAAACCUCUCUCGCUGACAAAAAGCAUUGAGGGGGCACUUCGUCGUGUGAGGCACGCUACCUCUCAGCGUCGUCUUUGGGCUGACCAAGUCUGUAUUAACCAAUAUGACAUUGCGGAGCGCAGCCAGCAAGUCGGUUUAAUGAAUGCUAUAUAUAAGGGAGCAGAGCGUGUCUUGGUCUGGCUGGGUGAGGACACUGGGGGUGUCGCGCAUGAUGCUAUGACUAUGAUACACUACCUCGACGGCGUAUUUAAUAAUGAAGAGAUGCAUAACGAAUUCAAGAGGGUUCACUCGGAGGAGCUUUUGUUUCAGGACAGAACACCUUGGGUGCCUUUUUCAAAUCUGACGAGGUUACCGUGGUUCAGUCGAAUGUGGAUUGUUCAGGAGAUUGGAACGGGUGCUCCGGCCACGCUUUACUGGGGAGACGCUGAGGUUGACUGGGAGGUUCUCUCGUCAGUUGCGGGUGUCUUGAAUACAAAUUACCACUACCUGCGCUCGCGGUUCUCAAUAUUUACUCCUAAUAUCAGAUAUCUAUACCAGAGGUUUGUCGAGCCUGAGGAACAGUACGACUUCAACCAUAACCGUGCAGCAUUCAUAUAUGAGCUGCACCGCGCACGGCACUUACUAGCAAAGGACCCUCGAGACCACGUAUACGCCUUUCUGGGUCACUUCUCCCUCAACACGGGAAGUCAAAGCCUUACUGAGCUAGUAGCCGAUUACAGCAGGUCUGUUGAAGAUAUCUUUUACGAUGUAGCGGCUCGGGAACUCUCAGGCCGCGAAUCCCUUCUCGUCUUGUCUGCCUGCCAUGCAGUACCAGCAACGUAUCGACGCAGAAUCAUGGAGAGGGGGAAUAUACCGACAUGGGCUCCAGACUGGCGUGUUGUACCUCUUCACCUCAUGGGAACACCUGGUUCUCCCCACCGAGCAUCAGGGAACUAUUCACAGCCUCAGCUUUACAUCAAUGAUAAGAGACGAGCUCUACAUAUCCGCGGCGUUCGAUUGGAUCGCAUAAAUCGACCUUCGUGGAUCUUCUGGCACAAUGCUUUCCACUUCCGUCGCGGGGGGGCCAACAACCCGCGCCGUCUCCCUAUCGAAGCUGUAUGGCGCGACAUAUGUCGUAGCAAUCAACCGUUCAGCCUGGAUAAACGCUACCGCAAUGGCGAAUCUGCAUUUUUCGCACUUGUGCAAAGUCUCACAAACGGCUGCAUCGGAGUGGAUCGCUCGCGACCAUAUGAAACCGUGCCGAAGGAAGAGUGGCUCGCCAACGGCGCGGCAUAUCUUGUCCGCGCUCUAGACAACAAUGACGCAGUCAGCGAAGAAAUUCAAGAGCUUGCGCAGACGGGCGAUGGGUUCAAAUGGAGCCACGAAGCGACGCUGAUCACAAGGUAUCGAGGCUUUGCGGUUACUUCCAGGGGAUGGUUUGUAGUUGGUCCUGAUGUUAUGCAGGCAGGGGAUGUGGUUGUUGUAUUAUAUGGAGGCAAGUUGCCGUUUCUGAUUAGGAGGAAAGGGCCAGGUACUUGGAUACUUAUUGGAGAGUGUUAUGUUCAUGGGAUGAUGAACGGGGAGGUGUUUGAGCUUGAGGGGGUGCAAGAUGAGGAGUUUAUCAUUCUGUAG